Messenger RNA from Clonostachys rhizophaga, 1818 nucleotides. NCBI's taxonomy places the organism in Eukaryota, Fungi, Ascomycota, Sordariomycetes, Hypocreales, Bionectriaceae. The record is from the annotation of a GenBank genome assembly.
AUGGUGUAUUGCGGUAAACCAUCCCGAGGCUGUCAGAUGUGCAGGACUCGAAGGAUCAAGUGUGAUGAGACCAAGCCUACUUGCAAUCAAUGUGCAAAAUCUCGAAGACAAUGUCCCGGCUACAAAGAUGAAUUUGAUUUGGUUUUCCGCAAUGAGACCCAAGCAACCGAAAGGCGAGCUCGAAAGGCGAGCAAAAAGGGGUCAUCUCUGAAGAUGAUUCAAGAAUCCGAUCAAGGGCAGCUCAUCAACAAGCCGACUACUCCUCUUGGAACCGGCAACUUGGGCCUUGUAGACACUCUUCCCCACAUGCCGAUAAUGGAUCAAGCAUCUUGUCAUUUCAUCUCGAACUUCGUUCUCGUUCCUCGCCAGGGUUCUACUCGUGGCUUCAUGGAGUAUCUAGUUCCCAUGCUCAAAGCUGAGUCCUACCCACAACAUUUCCGGCUGGCCUUUGACGCUUGCGCUCUUGCUUCUCUUGGAAACCGUGUCGGAGCCGGAGUCAACAUCCGAAAUAUGGCCCUGGCCCGGUACACUAAAGCGCUUGCCUCUACAUAUCAAGCUCUUCGCCACCCAGAACUUUCCAAGCAAGAUUCCACUCUGGCGUCUAUCCUGCUCCUUGGCCUGUUCGAGAAUAUAUCUGCUAAGCAACUGGGGAUGCUUGCGUGGGGCUCACACAUUGAAGGCGCCAUCCAGCUUGUCAAAGCCAGAGGCAAGAAACAAUUUCAAAGCCCAAACGGGCUGUCCUUGUUCAUUGCCGUUCGUACUCAAAUGAUCAUACAUACUCUAACUAGCGGCCAAUCCCCGGUUAUGGGCGUCGAGUGGUGGAUGAACGGUGCCAUCAAAGACGAAACCGCAGCUGGUUGCCAACGUCUCAAUAUUCGAGUUGGGGAACUCCGAGCCGAGGUUAACCGCCUCCUCGCGACGCUCUCCCGGCUUCCAGAGAAUAUUGAAUUGAUGUUAGAUAUGAUCCGAAAGUGCCAGACCAUUGAUCAAGAAUUUCUUGCUUGGUCUCGAGAUUUGCCGGAACAAUUCAAAUGGCGGACAGUGACAUGGGAGGACCAUGUGCCCAACGGUGAUUUGUCCCGGGCUGAGGUCUUUCCUGGCCGGGUUGAUGCAUAUCAGGAUUUAUGGUUCGCCAGCAUUUUGAAUAUGAUGCGGACUUCACGAAUCAUUUUGGCCUCCCUCGUUGUUCGCUGCGUCGCUUGGGUCUGUGCCCCAAUUGACUACAGAACAACUCCAGAGUACGCUACAGCCGCCAGGAUAUGUGUCGAUAACAUCAGCGAGAUUAUUUCGUCGGUCCCUUAUCAGCUGGGAUGGUUUGCUAAGCGCCGCCAUCUGCUUGAAAACACCAAGUUCUCCGCCUUCGGCUGUGGUUCAGAAGAUGCCGAGAAAGGAUUGCCCGGAUACCUCCUUACGUGGCCGCUCGCCUGUGCCCUUGGUCAGGAUUAUGCCACUGACGCGCAACGAAUUUGGAUUCAAGGACGUUUGGAGUUUAUCGGGAGCCAGCUGGGCGUUAGGUACGCCCACAUGUUGAACCAGUUGAAACUCCGAAUACCCUCCAUGCUUAUUCGACGAGACGGGUUAAUGGCCAAGCCAUAUCCAUCCGGCCCUGACUUUGAGAAACUGCUUUCUGGCAGGAACGCCGAUGGGACCGCAACCGCAAGAGAUGUUGCAAAGUUUCGCGAGGCUAUGCUACAGAAAGAGAACGCGAAAAGGCAGGCCGAGGCGGCUCGACAAAUUGCCGCCAAAGAAAGCGCAGCUUCUUCAUCUGGAGAUGUCAACAGCUGGAUGACCAAACCUCGAUUCGAAAUGCGUCAGUAG